Messenger RNA from Phragmites australis (common reed), 2033 nucleotides. Its product is annotated as probable protein S-acyltransferase 7. The coding region runs from base 333 to 1664 and encodes 443 amino acids. The transcript has 5 exons. The record is from RefSeq and is a predicted model, not a curated record. Gene Ontology annotation, molecular function: protein-cysteine S-palmitoyltransferase activity. Gene Ontology annotation, cellular component: Golgi apparatus; endoplasmic reticulum. NCBI's taxonomy places the organism in Eukaryota, Viridiplantae, Streptophyta, Magnoliopsida, Poales, Poaceae. Gene Ontology annotation, biological process: protein targeting to membrane; peptidyl-L-cysteine S-palmitoylation.
UGUAUGUGCGCCCAGGCGCAUUUCUCUUUUCCCUCACGCCCACCCUCCGCCGUUUUGCUGCCUCGCCAUUCCGCCCGCGCCUUCGCGUCGGCCGCCGCGGCCGCGCUCCCUUCUCUCCCGCGGUGGUGGGCGCUGGAGGUGCCCGCUCCGAGGCAGCAGGUGGUGCGGUGGGUGCGCUCGGCUUCUGGAGAUCUCGGGCUUUGCUGCUUGCGCGGUGGUAGGAGAGGGGGGUGGGGGAGGAGGUAGCUGUGUGCCUGUGUGGGGGUGAGGUGGACUAGGGUUACGGGCUCUGCGGACGGGCAGGAGGAGGGGGCGGCGACGGGUGGCCGAGGAUGUACGUCCCGCCGUCCCGCCACGGCGGGGGAGCCGGCGCCGCCGGCGAGCAGCCUAGGGUUUACCAGGUUUGGAGGGGAAGCAACGAGUUUUUCUUGCAAGGCCGGUUCAUAUUUGGGCCUGAUGUGAGAUCCUUAUUUCUCACUAUAUUCCUUAUUCUUGCACCAGUAGUGGUUUUCUGUAUAUUUGUGGCCAGACAUCUUAUCAAUGACUUUCCUGAUCAUUGGGGGAUUUCAGUUAUGGUGGUAGCGAUUGUCUUCACAAUAUAUGAUUUGACACUGCUGCUUCUUACCUCCGGUAGAGAUCCUGGUAUAGUGCCUCGUAACACCCAUCCUCCUGAACCUGAAACCAUUGAUAUGAACAAUGAUGUUGGAAAUGGUCAGACACCACAACAAUUGCGUUUGCCACGGACAAAGGAUGUAUUCGUAAAUGGAGUCAUUGUGAAGGUCAAGUACUGUGACACCUGCAUGCUGUACCGACCACCUCGAUGCUCGCAUUGUUCCAUCUGUAAUAACUGUGUGGAGCGUUUUGAUCACCACUGUCCUUGGGUUGGGCAAUGCAUAGGAUUGCGCAAUUAUCGAUUUUUCUAUAUGUUUGUAUUCUCAACGACAUUACUCUGCCUCUAUGUGUUUGGCUUCUGCUGGGUGUACAUAGUCAAGAUCAGAGGCGCAGAACAUUCAUCGAUUUGGAAAGCAAUGUUGAAGACACCGGCUUCGAUCGUUCUGAUCAUCUACUGCUUCAUCUGUGUGUGGUUUGUGGGUGGUCUGUCUGUCUUCCAUUUCUACCUGAUGAGCACCAACCAGACAACCUAUGAGAACUUUAGGUAUCGCUAUGAUCAGCGGGCGAAUCCAUACAACAGAGGAAUCGUGAACAACUUUCUGGAGAUCUUCUGCACUGCAGUCCCUCCUUCCAAGAACAAUUUCCGAGCUAGGGUCCCAAUAGAGCAAGGUGUACAGCAAGCACGCGCACCAGCAAGGGGGUUCAUGAGCCCAAAUAUGGGCAAACCUGUUGGAGAUUUUGAACUGGGUAGGAAGCCAAUAUCAUGGGAUGAACCUCGGUCAGCAGCUGAUAUCAGAGAUUUGGAAGUUGGUCUAGGGGGCUUGUUGGAUGAGAAAGAAGGCAGAAUAGCCCAUGCAUCCCCAGAUUUGAGCAGAGAAGCCUUUCCGGAGCUUAUGGAAGGUAGGGCUGGUAUGCAUUCAAGGCGAUCAAGUUGGGGUCACAGAAGUGGGACCUCAGAGUCAAUGGACAGCAUUGCCGUGCAGAUGGGAACCGUAGAAUCUCAUUGGGGCUCCAUAAGCAGUGUCCAUGGUGCCACCAGUGGAACUCAGUAGCCAACUGCACCAUGUUUUGACGUUGCUUUUCGUGAACCCGUCUGAUACCAGCAAUGAAGAAGCAGCCUUGUGUGUACUCUGUGCGCUUGUGCUUUCACCUAGGAUAUACAUCAGUGCUUUCUUUUGUCCCUGUUGUUUCAUACCGGAAGCGCAUCAGUUCUGAUGUUCUUCCCGUCUGGUGUUCUAAGCAAAAAUAACAGAAGAGCUCAACUCCUAGUGCUAGUGGUUUGGAUUAUCCAUCUGUAUAUAUUAUUGGAACUGUCUGCGAGAAAGGUUGUCUUGUUUGGUUUGCGGACCAUGCUGCUCGAAAGAAACUUCAGGAAUAUUUGCCUGCCAAAUCUUCUUUUACCUGAUGUUUCUUUAUUCAUA